AUGGCUCAAAACAAAUACCUCAAUAAACUGGAGGGUCAAUCCGUCCUGAUCAUUGGUGGCACAUCUGGUCUGGGCUUUGGCGUCGCAGAAGCCUGUGUCGAAUUCAAAGUCGCCAAUCUGUACGUCUCGUCGUCGCGCCAGGCCAAAAUCGAAGCGACCAUCUCGCGCCUUCAGAAUGCCUAUCCCGACAGCAAGACCAAGAUCACGGGCAUCGCGUGCAAUCUGGCCGACGAAGCGACGCUCGAGUCCAACAUCGAGAAGCUCUUCCAGCAAAUCAAUGCCAAACUGGACCAUAUCGUCUUCACGGCCGGGGAUCCGCUCGCCAUAAAACCGCUCGAGUCUAUCGACAUGGCAAUGCUCAAGCAAGCAGGCAUGGUUCGUUUCUUCGCGCCUUUCUUCGUGGCGAAACAUGGUCGCCACUACCUCCACAACAACAACGGCAGUAGCAUCACCUUCACCUCGGGCACGAUCGUGCAGCAGCCGAACAAAGACUGGACGCCCGUCGCAGGCUUCAUGUCCGGCUUGGUUGGACUGACCCGGAACUUGGCCCACGAGCUGAAGCCGAUUCGGGUGAACCUGGUUGAGCCUGGUGCGGUCAAUACCGAGUUGUGGGAUCCCAAGUUUGUGGGGAACCCGGACGCAAGGAAAGCAUUUCUCGACAAGUAUGGCCUGUCCCUGGCUACAGGAGUGGUUGGGAGGGUCGAGGAUGUGGUCGAGCUGUAUUUGGCCGUCAUGAAAGACCGAAACAACACCGGCGCAGUCGUGGAGAGCAAUGGAGGUGCGUUGGUUGCGUAG
Cladophialophora immunda is the source of this 795-nucleotide messenger RNA. RefSeq lists its product as uncharacterized. Bases 1 to 795 code for a protein of 264 amino acids. Gene Ontology annotation, molecular function: oxidoreductase activity. The record is from RefSeq and is a predicted model, not a curated record. The transcript is spliced from 2 exons. Lineage: Eukaryota; Fungi; Ascomycota; Eurotiomycetes; Chaetothyriales; Herpotrichiellaceae.